AUGGCUGGCAAGCUUACAGAUCUCACUCAUUAUUUAAGCGGUGACCUUCUACGUGUAAUGGGGUACUGCAUUAAGAAUGCGCAAGCUGAUUGGGAUGGAGCUUUCAAUUUUACGGGGAAGGACGAAUUCUUGUCUAAUUGUAUAAAAAACUCGAAAGGUGUGGAUAUCAGUCAUCGAAUAUGUACAGCAGCAGAAAUUAAGCACUAUUUCUCAAGUUUCACUAAGUUUGGGGAGAUGGCAUUGCAUCAUUCAACCUACCUGAAACCAAACUUGAACUGCAAUUUGAGCAAUUGGGAAAGUGGAUGUGAACCUGGAUGGGGUUGUAGUAUUAAUAGUCAGGACAAGAUUGACCUCAAAUCUUCACGCAUUCCUGCUCGAACUACUGAUUGCCAGCCUUGUUGUGAAGGUUUCUUCUGCCCUGAGGGCAUCACUUGCAUGAUUCCUUGUCCUUUAGGAUCUUACUGUCCCCGUGGAAAACAAAACAAAACGACUGGACUGUGUGACCCAUAUACUUACCAAACACCCGCAGGAGAUACAAAUCAUACUUGUGGCGGUGCUGAUGUUUGGACUGAUGCGAGUAAAACUGAUUUAUUUUGUUCACCUGGAUCAUACUGCCCCACUACCAUAAAGAAAAACGAAUGCAGUAGUGGAUUUUACUGCAGGAUGGGUUCCACUAAUCAAAGACCAUGCUUGAAGUUGACUUCCUGUAGUAAAGGAACUGCAGAUCAAAAGAUUCAUGCAUACGGGGUCUUCCUUGUUGUUGCACUGAGUUUUAUUUUGCUCAUAAUUUAUAACUGCUCUGAUCAAGUUCUUCUCCUUCGGGAAAGAAAAGCAGCCAAGUCUAGGGAAGCUGCAGCAAGACAUGCACGAGAAACUGCACAAGCACGCGAAAGAUGGAAAUCUGCAAAAGAUGGCCUUAAGAAGCGUAAAUUGGGAUUGACAGAUCAGAUGACCCGCACAUUUUCUCGCAAAAAAUCUGUAAGGAACUCAGAGCCUCUGAAGGUUUCAGCAGCUUCAACAUCAAAGGAUAAGGAACCAAGCAACCUUACGAAAAUGAUGCAAUCCCUAGAGGAUGAUCCGCAUAGUACUGAAGGCUUUAAUCUUCAGAUUGGUGAUAAAAAUAUUAAAAAGCAAACCCCAAAAGUUAAAAAUCUGCAUACUCACAGUCAAAUUUUUAAGUAUGCAUAUGGCCAACUUGAGAAGGAGAAAGCUAUGCAACAAGAAACCAAGAACUUGACCUUUACGGGCUUAAUCCAAAUGGCCAAGGAGACUGAGAUCAAGACUCGCCCGGUGAUUGAAGUAGAUUUUAAAGAUUUAACUCUGACUCUGAAAGGAAAAGAAAAAAAUCUUUUGAGGUGUGUUACUGGAAAACUUUUUCCUGGUCGAGUUUCAGCAGUCAUGGGUCCUUCAGGAGCUGGGAAAACAACAUUUCUUUCUGCAUUAUCAGGAAAAGUACAUGGAUGCACUGUCACUGGUUCAAUUCUUAUAAAUGGUAAAGCUGAACCAAUGACUGCCUUCAAAAGAAUCAUUGGCUUUGUGCCUCAAGAUGAUAUUGUGCAUGGAAACUUGACUGUGGAGGAGAAUCUUCGGUUUAGUGCAAGGUGCAGGCUGUCUGCCAACAUGCCAAAACCUGAUAAAGUCCUGGUUGUUGAAAGAGUUAUUGAGGCUCUGGGACUAGGGGCAGUGAGAGAUUCCCUGGUUGGUACUGUAGAGAAGAGAGGAAUCUCUGGAGGGCAAAGGAAACGUGUUAAUGUUGGCUUAGAGAUGGUCAUGGAACCUUCAUUACUCAUCUUGGAUGAGCCUACUACUGGUUUGGACAGUGCAUCUUCCCAGUUACUUCUUAAAGCCCUUAGACGUGAAGCUCGUGAAGGGGUAAACAUCUGUAUGGUACUUCACCAGCCAAGCUAUACCCUAUUCAGGAUGUUUGAUGAUUUCAUUCUUCUAGCCAAAGGCGGUCUGACUGUAUAUCAUGGAUCUGUAAAGAAAGUUGAAGAAUAUUUUGCUGGCAUCGGAAUUGUUGUACCAGACCGUGUUAAUCCUCCGGACCACUUCAUUGACAUUUUGGAAGGUAUAGUGAAACCAGACUCAGGUGUGAGUCAUGAACAACUUCCAGUUAGGUGGAUGCUACAUAAUGGGUACCCGGUACCUCAGGAUAUGAUGCACCAUCUAGAUGGAAUUGCUGCGAGCUCAGCAGGCCCAAAACCUGUAAUGAAGCGAGAUCAAUCUUUUGCUGGAGAUUUGUGGCGGGAUGUGAAGACUAAUGUUGAGGUGAAAAAGGAUCACUUAAGACAUAACUUCUUAGUGUCCAAGGAUUUGUCAGACCGCGCUACUCCUGGGAUCUUCCGGCAGUACAGAUAUUACCUAGGGAGGGUAGGUAAGCAGCGGCUACGAGACGCUCAAAUGCUGGCAGCGGAUUAUCUGAUUUUGUUACUUGCCGGAGCCAUCUUAGGGAUCUUUUCCAAAAUGAAUGAUGAAACAUUUGGUUUCAACGGCUACCUUUAUACUGUCAUUGCUGUUUCACUACUUUGCAAAAUAUCAGCAUUGCGAACCUUUUCUCUUGACAAAUUACACUACUGGAGAGAAAGUGCAUCUGGGAUCAGCAGUCUGGCUCAUUUUCUGUCCAAAGAUACACUGGACCAUUUCAAUACACUCAUCAAACCAUUGGUGUAUCUAUCCACAUUCUAUUUCUUCAGUAACCCAAGGUCAUCCUUUCAAGACAACUACAUUAUUUUGCUCUGCCUUGUGUACUGUGUGACGGGCAUAGCAUACGCACUCGCCAUCUACCUUGACCCGAGUCCUGCCCAACUGACCUCAGUGCUUCUUCCCGUUGUCUUGUCUCUCAUCGCAAACCAAGCUCCUACUAGUAAAAUUGCAGGGGCUGUAGCAAGGUUUUGCUACACAAAAUGGGCACUAGAAGCUUUUGUUGUUGCAAAUGCUGAAAGGUACUCUGGUGUGUGGCUGAUCAGUCGCUGCACGACAUUGUAUAAAAGAGGCUAUAACGUCAAUGAGUGGAUGCUAUGUUUGAUCAUCCUCCUGGUGAUCGGUGUACUUAGUCGUGCCCUGGCUUUCAUUCUGCUGUUGAUUACUCAGAAGAGAUAGAUUGGUUCGCAAGUCAUCCUUGAUCCUGCAGGUCAAAAAUGAACACUCUUGUAAUUUGUAUAAUAGUAACUGAUCAAAGUGAGCAACACUCUUUAGCAACAGGAAUUGAUGGCUAACAUUAUAAGCAGAAAUGUCCAUGUGUAGAUUAGAUCAGAUCCCACACCCUUUGUUUCC
Molecule: messenger RNA, 3273 nt
Organism: Fragaria vesca subsp. vesca
Lineage: Eukaryota; Viridiplantae; Streptophyta; Magnoliopsida; Rosales; Rosaceae
Product: putative white-brown complex homolog protein 30-like
Exons: 14
Coding region: 1-3099 (1032 amino acids)
Molecular function (GO): ATP hydrolysis activity; ABC-type transporter activity; ATP binding
Source: RefSeq, a predicted model, not a curated record